AUGGCACCAAAUUCAGUUACAAUUUCAACUGACAAAGCCAAUGAAUUUUAUGAUUCUUCUCAGAUUAGUAGUACAAGGAAUCCUUUUGCAACAGUUUCCGGUAAAGAUGGUGAUAUACAACAAUCUAAUCCAUUAAUUGUUGACUUUGCUUCUCUUAAUACAUACAGUGUGAUGUCUGUCUGUUUAACAAAAACUGAAAUUAUUGGAGGAAGUGUUGAUGGAACUGUUCGGAUAUUUGGCAUUCGUAUUGGCAGAGAAAUAUCUUUUAGCUUUGGGCAAUCUGUCAACUGUAUAUCAUUGUCAAAUGAUGGCAACUGCAUCCUAGCCGGUUGCCUAGACUCUACUGUGCGUCUUUUGGACAGAACCACAGAUGCAUCUGUUGUAUCAAAAUUCAGGGCUCAUGCCUCAGUGGUAACAAGUGCACAGACCAGUCUCAGCAAGAAGGUUAAACAACAUGGAAGGGUCAAUUUCAGGCAGAAACCUAACCGUUUUGUGAUUAAAGCCGCCGCUAAAGAUAUCGCCUUUGACCAACAUUCACGCUCCGCUAUGCAAGCCGGAAUUGAUAAACUUGCCGAUGCUGUUGGCCUCACUCUUGGACCCAGAGGGAGGAAUGUUGUGUUGGAUGAGUUUGGAAGUCCUAAGGUAGUUAAUGAUGGUGUGACAAUUGCAAGAGCUAUUGAGCUUCCUGAUCCCAUGGAAAAUGCUGGUGCAGCUCUUAUAAGGGAGGUUGCAAGUAAAACUAAUGACUCUGCUGGUGAUGGGACUACAACGGCUUCGAUUCUGGCUAGGGAAAUUAUUAAGCUUGGACUUCUCAAUGUAACAUCGGGUGCUAAUCCUGUGUCGAUCAAGAAAGGAAUUGAUAAAACUGUGGCGGCUUUGGUGGAAGAGCUUGAGAAGUUGGCUAGGCCUGUUAAAGGUGGAGAUGAUAUAAAAGCUGUUGCUACUAUUUCUGCUGGAAAUGAUGAGUUGAUUGGAAAAAUGAUUGCUGAAGCGAUUGACAAGGUUGGACCCGAUGGUGUUUUAUCCAUUGAGUCUUCUUCCUCGUUUGACACGACAGUUGAAGUUGAAGAAGGAAUGGAGAUUGAUAGAGGAUAUAUCUCCCCUCAGUUUGUAACAAAUCCAGAGAAAUCAAUUGUUGAAUUUGAGAACGCUAGAGUCUUGAUUACCGACCAGAAGAUUUCAGCAAUCAAAGAUAUCAUUCCUCUGCUGGAGAAAACCACUCAAUUGAGAGCCCCCUUGCUUAUCAUUUCUGAAGAUAUCACUGGUGGAGCUUUGGCGACCCUUGUUGUCAAUAAGCUGCGUGGUAUCCUUAAUGUCGCUGCCAUCAAAGCUCCAGGAUUUGGUGAAAGAAGAAAGGCCCUUCUUCAAGACAUUGCUAUAUUGACAGGUGCUGAGUUCCAAGCCAGUGAUCUGGGCCUUCUCGUUGAAAACACCACAAUUGAACAACUUGGUUUGGCCCGGAAGGUGACCAUCUCCAAGGAUUCUACCACUAUUAUUGUCGAUGCUGCAUCAAAGGAUGAGUUGCAAUCCAGGGUUGCACAACUAAAGAAAGAGUUGUCUGAGACAGACUCAAUUUAUGAUUCUGAGAAACUCGCCGAGAGAAUUGCUAAGUUGUCUGGUGGAGUUGCUGUCAUCAAGGUCGGUGCUGCCACAGAGACCGAACUGGAGGAUCCAUCUCCAGAGUUUCCUUCAGUGGAUGAUCAACAAAAAGGUGGUAAGCAAGAAGUUCCAGGAAUGAAAACAGUACAGACAGUUUUGGAGCGAACUGCAACACCUGUGGUCUAUAAUGAUAUGCCUGAUGCCCUCUGUCUUAAGGAUUCUCCAACCGCUGUCCGCAAUGCUACACAAGCUGCCGAUCGCAUACAUCGAGUAUUCAGAAUGCAGUCCUUUCAGAGGAAGCAGUUAACUCAGUAUGAGGAUGAUGAGUUUGGUUUGUUAGAUCAGAGGGUUCUUUCCCUACUAACUUCUAAGUCGUGCAAAUCAGGACAAGGAGAUGGUUUAUUCAAUACUGCUGCAACAACAACACACAAAAAUCAGUCCAAUUCCAAAAAAAGGGAAAACAUAUAUUCAAGUGAGUUACAGCGGUGA
Molecule: messenger RNA, 2088 nt
Organism: Lathyrus oleraceus (garden pea)
Lineage: Eukaryota; Viridiplantae; Streptophyta; Magnoliopsida; Fabales; Fabaceae
Product: ruBisCO large subunit-binding protein subunit alpha, chloroplastic
Exons: 4
Coding region: 1-2088 (695 amino acids)
Biological process (GO): protein refolding
Molecular function (GO): ATP-dependent protein folding chaperone; protein binding; ATP binding
Source: RefSeq, a predicted model, not a curated record